UUUUCUUUUGUUUUUUUUUUCGGCCCUUCAAAUUACACCCGUGCAUCAUCGAACGCGAGUCGGAUGAUUUUUUGGAGAUGGAAAUUUACCCUCUCCCCCGUGAACAAUAUCUCGUCAUCGAAAAUAGGGAUCGUUGAAAGCGGCAACGACUUGUACGUCGAACCACCACCAAGUGCAAAACACCGGGCCGCUUUGUACAACGUUUUGGCAGCAAAAUUAUAAAGUGGUGCAAUAUAACCUUUCCGGAACACAAUCAUCACCAUCAAUCGGCAGUGGGUUUGUGAAGUUGGCCCCAAAAUUUACAUCGCAUUUCUAGCAAAAAAGGGCAGCGCGUUAGGGUGUGCGUGUACGUGUGUGUGUGCAGAACCCGGGAGUGCGGAUUGUGUGUGUGUGUUAUUGUCUACAGGGCGAAAGAAAAUUGCAACUAUUCUUAAAGUGAAACACUGCUAGUAACACAAUUCCACAGCCAUGAGUGCGCUACUAAGGAACCAAAGUCAGCUGUUUGGCAUGAACCGCUGCUAUCGGAAUCUACAACCCAAUGUACGGGUACGGUGUGCCAGUUACCGAGCGAACCAACCGAUCGCCUAUUUAAGUGCACAGUACGAUAGCUUGCUUCAGCCGUGCACCAUCUUCAGCGCAAAUUCCAGCAGCAGAAGAACUCCGCUCGGGCCCCACACCGGUGGUCUGCCACUGCUCGACGCACUCGGAUAUGGUCGCGGCAGUGCGUCCACCACGCCACACAUCAUCAGAUGCAUUUCCACCACAAGCUGGCUUCGGGAUCAGCCCUCCUCCAAGGUUGAGGUCACGGUUCAAACGUUAAAGAAGAAAGAGAAGGAACAGCAGCAACAGCAGCAGCAGCUGGCUAAUGGCGCUGUGAAUGGAACUCCAAAUGUUGCUGCCACACCAACAGCAGCAGCAGCACCAGCACCAGCAUCGAAGGUGCUUGCCGACAGUACGCCUAAUGUAUCGGCUACAAGCGGCAGCCCUGCCAGUGCCGAACAGCAACCUCAAACACCGCCGGCAGCGGCCGUCGUUGCGACCGCGCCGGUGGUAAAGAAAACGCUUCAGCAACGUAUAUGGGCCGAACUGGUGCACUACUACCACGGGUUCCGGUUGCUGUUCAUCGACAUCAACAUUAGCCGGAAGCUGCUGUGGCGCGUACUUAACGGGAAAACGUUGACGCGUCGCGAACACAAGCUGCUCAUCCGGACGACCUCCGACCUGUUCCGGUUGGUACCGUUCUCGGUGUUUAUUAUCGUGCCGUUUAUGGAGCUGCUGCUGCCGAUCGCGAUCAAGCUGUUCCCGGGCAUGUUGCCCUCCACCUUCCAGACGGCGACCGAGCGGGAGGACAAGAUCAAGCAAAACCUCAAGGUGAAGAUCGAGAUGGCCAAGUUCCUGCAGAAAACGCUCGACGAUAUGGCGGUACAGAACAAGGAGCAUCGGUCGCAGGCGGCCAAAGAUUUUAGCGAAUUUUUUACGCGCAUCCGCACCACGGAAGACUUUACCAUUUCGAACGAGGAAAUACUGAAGUUCUCCAAGCUGUUCGAGGACGAGAUAACGCUCGAUUCGCUGACGCGCCAGCAGCUGCAGGCACUCUGCCGGGUGCUGGAAGUUUCGCCGAUCGGCACGUCCAAUUUGUUACGGUUUCAGCUGCGGCUUAAGCUGCGCAACCUAGCGGCCGACGACCGUACCAUCCAGAAGGAAGGCAUCGAAUCGCUCAAUCUGUCCGAGCUGCAGGCGGCCUGCCGUGCGCGCGGCAUGCGUGCGUACGGUGCCUCCGAGGAACGGCUCAAGUCGCAGCUGCAGGAGUGGAUCAAUUUGAGCCUGAACGAAAAGGUGCCACCCUCGUUGCUGCUACUGUCGCGCGCGCUCGUCCUGCCGGAGAACAUUACCACGAGCGACAAGCUGAAGGCAACGAUAUCUUCGCUGCCGGAUUCGGUCGCAACCGUGACGAAGGCGGCCAUCGGCGAACGGGAGGGUAAGAUCGACAACAAGACGAAGAUUGAGGUGAUCAAGGAGGAGGAACGCAAGAUCAAGGAAGAGCGCGAGGAGGAGAAAGAGAAGCAGAAGGAAGAACAGCAGGAGCUGGUCGAUGGUGCUCCGAUACUGAGCGCUGCCGAUGGAAAGCCGGUGGAACCGGUCGAGCCACCGGUGCAGCCGGAAAUCAUCUUUGCUCCUGCGCCCGCCCGAACGAUCUCGCUGGACCAGAUUCCACCGCAGCCGCACACGGUCGAGGAGAUUUCGAGUAAGGAUCUGGAGGUGCUGGGCAAUGCGCUCGGUACGCUGAGCAAGGACAAGAAGUCGCUGCUCGUCGAGAAGGAGGAAAUCAGGGACCUGAAGGAAGAGAUUGCCGACUAUCAGGAGGAUGUGCAAGAACUGCAGGAGGUUGUCACUGCCGCUCGCAAUCAGGAAGAGGUGCAGGUGAAGGAAUCGCGUGCCGCGAAGUUGCUCUUCAAGAAGGUUAACUCGAUGAUCAACCGCAUGGAUACGGUGCUGACGGAGUUGGAGCGCAAGGAGAAGCAGCUGAAGGAGAAGAUGCAUGCGGCUGAGCAGAGUGAGGAAGCGGCACAGAAGCCACAAGCAGCAGACGAGGAGCUGGUGCGGAUAGACGAGCUGAUGUCGGCGAUCAAGAAGAUCCAAAAUGUCACCGAUGAUUCGCGGUUAGACCAAAUCUCGAAGAUUCUGGGUAAAAUCGAUGACGAUCAGGACGGCCAAAUUAAGGUGGAGGAUGUGCUGAAGGUCAUUGAAACGAUUGGCAAGGAGAACGUGAAGCUGAACGCGAAACAGGUGAACGAGCUGAUCGAUCUGCUCGACAAGGAGGAAGAGCUCGAGGCGGAGGACAAGAUCGAGAAGGCACUGACCAAGAGCCUGGAAGCCAAAGAGAAGCAAAAGGAGCAGAAAGAGAAGGAGAAGGAAAAGUUGCUCGAGCUUACGGAUAAGGCUACGGAUCUGAGCUCGCUGGCGGCGCCACCACCACCACCGCUCAGCCCGUCGAAGCAGCUCGACGACGGUACGGCGAUUAUCGAUGCGGACGCACUGCAAAAGGUGGUGGAGGAGAGGAAGAAAAAUGCCAGUAUUAAUGGAGCACCGUCGUCUGGAUCGACGGUGCCGGGCGGAUCCACGGAGGUCAUGCCACCACCACCACCACCAACCGCAACACAGCAGCAUCCCGCCGAAUCGAGCACCGGUGCCUCGAAGGACAAAAUGAUUUGAGCGGACUGUCUCUCCCAGUUAAAAAAAAAACCUCCCAGUCAGGCUGUGCGGCGUUUGCGACACGAGGCAAACGACAUUCUUCAGUGCGGAGAAGGAACUUCCCAGGAGUCUUCUUCGAAAGACAGGCUCGCUUUAGCGUACAGCGAACGCAAAACGACGGUGCAAACCAACGACGGCGGCAUAGUGUUAACGCGAUGAGGACGAACACGAACAAGAUUUUAUGACUUGUACAAGCAAACAAAAAAAGGAGCAUACCCGGUGAAAAUGGACAUUGAUUUGUAAGCCGUUAGACGCGCCCUCUGCCUUUGCAAGUAAUGCAGCUGCUAGUUUGAAUUCCCGUUGCUGUUCCCGUUUGAUGCAUCUUAAAAUGGGCCAUGCCCGUUCCGGAUUCCAAGCUGCUUCGAUGUUGAGAGAUCCUGCCCAAUUUGAGCGUACUACAUUUCCUGUUAUAAGUUUAACUACUGUUUUUCUCCCCUCUUCCCACCUUCUCUACACAAUGUGUGUGUGUGAGUUCUGCGAUCUUAACGAUUAGCGUGUAAGGUGUGUCUGCAGCAGAUUACAAUUACGACGAUGACCCCUGGGGGGGAAAAAAGGACCGUUACGAAGUGAAGGAGGAUGGUGAUGGUAGAUUCCAAUUCACACAAAAAGGUGCUGUAAGCAGAAGCGAAAGCUGGAUACAAAUCCAACAAAUUUAUUGUGUAAUAAACGAACGAGCGCAUAAAUAAGUCAAAUGUACAAUAAAGAGAGAGGCGGAGAGAGAGAGAGAAGGAUAAUUUAUUAGAAACGUCCGGUACGGUA
Messenger RNA from Anopheles stephensi (Asian malaria mosquito), 4011 nucleotides. It is a transcript of the gene Letm1, whose product is annotated as mitochondrial proton/calcium exchanger protein. Gene Ontology annotation, molecular function: calcium ion binding; ribosome binding. The record is from RefSeq and is a predicted model, not a curated record. Bases 469 to 3213 code for a protein of 914 amino acids. The transcript is spliced from 6 exons. Gene Ontology annotation, cellular component: mitochondrial inner membrane. Lineage: Eukaryota; Metazoa; Arthropoda; Insecta; Diptera; Culicidae. Gene Ontology annotation, biological process: intracellular monoatomic cation homeostasis.